Molecule: messenger RNA, 1110 nt
Organism: Talaromyces stipitatus ATCC 10500
Lineage: Eukaryota; Fungi; Ascomycota; Eurotiomycetes; Eurotiales; Trichocomaceae
Product: alcohol dehydrogenase, putative
Exons: 2
Coding region: 1-1110 (369 amino acids)
Molecular function (GO): oxidoreductase activity, acting on NAD(P)H
Source: RefSeq, a predicted model, not a curated record
AUGGCGCAGUCGCAAACAGCAGUCCGUACUGGCAUCGAUGGCUCAUUUGUGGCAUCCCACAACAUUCCCGUGCCGUCCUGCUCCCCCGAUGCGCUCCUCGUCAAGGUAUACAGCGUGGCCCUAAAUCCGAGUGACUACAAAAUGGCGCGCCUGGUGAACAAGCCCGGACUCAUCGUUGGAUGCGACUUUGCCGGCGAGAUAGUCGAGAUUGGAUGCGAGGCAAACCGCAUUGAGCGACCGGGGCGCGCUCCCUGGGUGGUCGGAGAUCGUGUCUGCGGCGCAGUGCAUGGAAGCAACAGCAGACACCCAGCCUGGGGCGCCUUUGCGCAGUUCGUCGAAGCCGAUCCUGCCGUGUUGCUCCGAAUUCCAACGGGCUGGAACUGGCACGAUGCUGCGGCCGUGGGAGGCAGCUGUGUGGGUGCAGUUGGUCUGGCGUUGUUCUGCCAAAUGGGUCUCUCGCUCUCAGUCACUGGUGGCAGCAAUAGCAGCGCAAAUGAUCCGAAGAAAGUCGUCCUAGUGUACGGUGGCAGUUCGGCCUGCGGAACAAUGGCCUUGCAAGUGCUGAAAGCCGCAGGAUACACGCCCAUCGCAGUGUGUUCACCACACAACAACUCCCUGGCAAAGAGCUAUGGAGCGGUUGCGUGCUUCGACUAUCACUCUCCGCAAUGCGCCCAACAGGUCAAGGCCUACACGAGAAAUUCCCUGUCGCUCGUCCUGGACUGCAUCGGCACAGUGACAUCCAUGGCCCUCUGCUACGAAGCCAUUGGCCGGGCUGGCGGCCGAUACGUGUCGCUCGAGAAACUGCCUGCAGCUGCAACAUCGUCUCGCCCAACUGUGCGUUCCAGCUGGGCAAUGGGCCCGCUGAUGUUUGGCCGGCGCAUCGACAUGGGCGAGUACAGCUUUGAGCCCGAUCCGGCUGCCAGGGAUUUCGGGAGGAAAUGGUACGCCCUGGUGGAAGAACUCGUGGAAUCCGGACAACUUCGAGCCCAUCCAGUCCAAGUUCUCGAUGACGACGCAGGGAGUUGGGUUUCUGCGGUCCAGCAGGGGCUGCAAACAAUGCAGGAGGGGAAAAUAAGUGGCGUCAAACUAGUUGUCUCGGUUGCGAAGUAG